This is a messenger RNA of Nicotiana tabacum (common tobacco), 1488 nucleotides long. The record is from RefSeq and is a predicted model, not a curated record. NCBI's taxonomy places the organism in Eukaryota, Viridiplantae, Streptophyta, Magnoliopsida, Solanales, Solanaceae.
UUUGAAUGCUGGAAACAUUACUUGAAAUGUCUUCAUCUAACAGGAAUUCCAAGGAGCAAUUCCAUUGGUAGAGUUUCCGACUGUGUCUCCAAUCUGAAUGAUACAUUACCAAACUCAGAGGAGGCAAUCCGUAGAGGGGAAUAUGCUGUAAUUAGAAGCUUGAUUCGGGUAUUAGAGGGUGGUGUUGAAGGCAAAAGACAAGUGGAUAAAGUCAUUGACAAAUGUUCCUCUAUGCAGAACUUACGUGAAGCUAUUGCUAUCUACCGCAAUAGUAUUUUGCGCCAACCUGAUGAGAUGAAGAGAGAGGCUGCACUUUCGUUUUUUGUGGAGUACCUAGAAAGAUAUUACUUCCUUAUAUGUUUUGCUGUAUAUCUCCAUACACAACGAGAUGCACUAUUUUCUAGGUCCUCUGCUCAGUGCAGCUUUAGCGAUUGGAUGAAAGCAAGACCAGAGUUGUAUAGUAUAAUCCGUCGGUUGCUAAGGAGAGACCCUAUGGGAGCACUUGGCUACGUGAGUCUGAAACCUUCUCUUGCUAAAUUGGUUGACACUGCUGAUAGUCGCCCUUGUGAGAUGGGGCAAGUUGCUGCUUUGAGGAACGGAGAGGUUCUUGGACCUCAAACUGUUCUUAAAAGUGACCACUGUCCUGGCUGUCAACAUCCUGGCUUGCCAGAAAUAUUAGAAGGUGCUCCUAACUUUAGAGAAAUUCCAGGUUUUCCUGUCUAUGGUGUUGCGAAUCCCACCGUCAAUGGGAUUCGAUCUGUAAUUCAAAGGAUUGGUAGCUCCAAAGGUGGGCAUCCAGUUUUCUGGCACAAUAUGAGAGAAGAACCUGUUAUCUACAUCAACGGAAAACCAUUUGUACUCCGUGAGGUUGAAAGGCCGUAUAAAAAUAUGCUUGAAUACACGGGUAUCGAUCGUGAAAGAGUGGAAAAAAUGGAAGCUCGAUUAAAGGAUGACAUUAUGCGAGAAGCUGACCGUUAUCAAGGUGCAAUAAUGGUAUUUGAUGCUUGGGAACAUGUGAGCUCUGAUGCAGUUCAAACUCCCGUGGAGGUCUUUAAGUGCUUGGAAGCUGAUGGUUUUCCUAUAAAGUAUGCCCGUGUUCCUAUCACUGAUGGCAAAGCUCCCAAAAGUUCUGACUUCGAUUUAUUGACUUUUAAUAUAGCAUCUGCUUCCAAAGAUACUGCUUUUGUCUUUAAUUGCCAGAUGGGUAUAGGGAGGACUACUACUGGAACUGUAAUUGCAUGCCUUUUGAAAUCACGUAUUGAUCAUGGGAGACCCAUUAGAGUAUUAAAUGAUGCAUCAAAUCCAGACGUAGGUGGUGAUAUGUCAAGUGGUGAUGAAAGUGAAGGCGAAGCCCAUCCACCUGCAUUAUUAGUAUCGAAAAAUAGACCUCAAAUAGAUUCAAAUGACGCAUUUGGGAUAAAUGACAUCCUGCUGCUCUGGAAAAUAACAAGAUUGUUUGAUAAUGGGGUGGAAUGCCGAGAGGCCUUA